Messenger RNA from Penicilliopsis zonata CBS 506.65, 726 nucleotides. RefSeq lists its product as hypothetical. NCBI's taxonomy places the organism in Eukaryota, Fungi, Ascomycota, Eurotiomycetes, Eurotiales, Aspergillaceae. Gene Ontology annotation, biological process: protein import into mitochondrial matrix. Bases 1 to 726 code for a protein of 241 amino acids. The record is from RefSeq and is a predicted model, not a curated record. The transcript is spliced from 4 exons. Gene Ontology annotation, cellular component: TIM23 mitochondrial import inner membrane translocase complex.
AUGAAUCGCUACCUUCAACCUAGACUGACUCGCGCCCGAGCUCUCGACAGCGUCGUCGCCGCUGCCCUUCUCAGCCCGGUCUACUAUCCCCGCACCGCAGCGACUCAACAGACAUACACAUACGCCACACAGAGCGAACCAAGCCGUGGAGGGAAAACGGGGCCCACGAGGAAAACGAUUUCUGUUCUUUCCGAUGACGGGCGUAUCCAGUGGGGGGACCUAAGCGGGAGGGAGAAGGUUUCACGGGCCACGCAGCAGUCGGUCAACUUUAUGGUCGUGCUCGCCGGGGCGGUAUUGACUGGCGGUGUGUUCUAUCUGCUGUUCACCGAGGUGUUUUCGCCCAACAGCAGCACAUGGCAGUUCGAGAAGGCAGUUGACCGCAUCAAGGAAGACAGUCGAUGCACAGACCUGCUCGGCGACCGCAGAGAGAUCAAGGCCUACGGAGAGGAAACCGGGAGUAAAUGGGCUCGGAACAGACCGAUUGCAACCUCGCAAGAAAAGGACCGGUUCGGACGGGAACAUCUGAGAAUGAACUUCCAUGUCGAAGGGCCUCGCAAUUCUGGCGUUGUGUUCGUGCAUAUGGUCAAGUCCCAGGAGACAAACCAGUGGGAAUACGUCCUCCUUGCGUUGGACGUCCGCGGCCAUUCUCGCAUCUACCUUGAACACGCCGCCGAUAAAGCCGGAGGGUCCAAGGCGCUGAAGAUUUUCGGCAUCCAAUGGCGGUAG